Molecule: messenger RNA, 1716 nt
Organism: Adineta steineri
Lineage: Eukaryota; Metazoa; Rotifera; Eurotatoria; Adinetida; Adinetidae
Source: the annotation of a GenBank genome assembly
AUGGCUCGUCGGUUAGCAUCCGAAGAUUCUGAUGAAGAAUUUCAAGAAAUUCAACAUGGUAAAUUACAAAAUAGUUAUCGACAUGCACGUGAAGAUCAACGUGAAUAUACGAUAGAAAAAAAGGAUCAACUCCGAACACAAAGCAAAACAUUGUCGCAAUUAAUAAGUGAGCGUGAUGAAUUAGAUAAAGUAACUAAAUUGGCUGAAAGUCUUGAAAAUCAAAAACGUGAUGAAGAAAAAACAAAAAAAUUACAAGAACUUGUUCAAACCAAAGAUGAAAUUAAUGAUGAAAUUAAAAAUGAAAAAGCAACAUCAGCUGAUUUAGAUGCAAAAUUACGUGAAUGGCAAAAAAAAAUUCGUCAAAAACAAAGUGAAACUGGUGGUGCAAAUGCUUCAACAACAUUUAAUGCAAAUGUCCGUAAACAAGAACGUGUUCUAGAAAAUCGUUUAGAAACGGCACUUCAACGAUUUAAUUCUUUAUUAUCUACAAAUAGUUUAUUACGUUCUGAAAUUGAUAAUUUAAGAAAUGAACGUGAACGUUAUGAAAAUCUCUCUCAAAAAUCUGAACAUGAACUUCGUGAAUUACGUGCUCAAUUGGUCAGUUCGAUUGAAAAAUCAGUUAUCUCAUACGAACAACGAAAAGAUGCUAAUUCAAAAGCCAUUAUGCUUCAAAACAAAGCUGAAAAUGAUAAAGCAGCAGCUGAAGCUGAAAUGCGAGAACUUGAACGUCAAAUUUCACAUGAUCGUAAAUUACGUGAUUUCAUGAAACUUAAAUCACAAGAACGACCAGAAGAUGAAGAUCUUAUUACAUAUCGAAAACGCAAAGAGGCUGAAGCAGCUGAAAAACGUCGUAAAGAAAAAGAAGAACAUUCAAUUGAUGCAUAUGAAAGUAAAUUCAAACAAAUUCAAGAAAUUAGUGGAGAAAAUGAUUUGGAUAAACUUGUUGAUAAAUUUAUCGAAGUUGAAGAUAAAAACUUUGCAUUAUUUAAUUAUGUUAAUGAAUUAAAUAAUCAAAUUGAAACAUUACAAGAACAAAUAGCUGAUAUUAAGAAAGAAAUUCGUCGUUUUGAAGGACAAGGUGUAGAAUUAGAAGGUCAACGACAAAAAUUACUUCAACAACUUGAAAAGAAACAAACUCAAGCAGAUGUAACAGCGGAUGAAUAUCAAGAAAAAACGAAAUCGACUAAGAAAAUUCUUGAUCAAUGCCGAACAGGUGUUGAUUCAUUAUUCAAAAAGAUUGGUUGUGAUCGUCGACAAAUUGAUCAUUUACUACAAAGCCAUGAAGGUGUCACUGAAGACAAUAUAUUACGAUAUUUGGGUAUUAUAGAAGAAAGAACUAAUGAAUUACUCACGGCUCAAGCAGCAAUUGCAGCUAAAGAACAAAAUAUGUCAUUACGUGACCGUGCUCCAAAUUUGAUUGGUGAUGGCCCGUCAGGACCAGCACCUCAAGUUAAUCUUCAUCUUCCGAAUACCGAUGAUCGUCGUGAUCCAGAUGAAAGAGAUGAUAGAGCUGAUGAUGAACUUAAACCAUUAACACGUGAAGAAUUAAAACUUCGUGCUGCUGAACAAGUGAAACAUUUAGAACGUAAAGCAUUACAAGAACAAAAUAAAUACAAUGAUUUAGCAUUAUCAACAACACGUGAAAAAAGUGCACCAGGAACAUCAAGAGGGGCGGGUGGAGACAAUGGAAAAGCACCAACAUCUCGUGGACGUUAG